Molecule: messenger RNA, 2135 nt
Organism: Epinephelus fuscoguttatus (brown-marbled grouper)
Lineage: Eukaryota; Metazoa; Chordata; Actinopteri; Perciformes; Serranidae
Product: monocyte differentiation antigen CD14-like
Exons: 2
Coding region: 324-1727 (467 amino acids)
Biological process (GO): inflammatory response; positive regulation of type I interferon production; positive regulation of non-canonical NF-kappaB signal transduction
Cellular component (GO): membrane raft; lipopolysaccharide receptor complex; external side of plasma membrane
Molecular function (GO): lipopolysaccharide binding; protein binding
Source: RefSeq, a predicted model, not a curated record
CUGCUGCACCCUAUCAUCAAAUCAAUUAAAUGAAAUUACCAUGAUCUGUUCAGCGAAGAAGAAAACCAUUGUGUUGAUGGCACACAAAGAUCAGACAGGUACAGUUAAUUAACUGCUUUUAGGAAGUAGAUAUGUCCUAGAACAUGGGCCUUCCUCUUUCUUUUAGAGGUGUGAGUAAGAGGAAAGGAAGUGGGAACAUCUGUAGCAGAAAAUCAGAAGUCAGGUGAGAAUAAAGACACUGAAGGGAGUCAACAGUUGAUGGUCAUUACCAACAGCUAAGCUGAGCUGAACGGAGGGUGUUGCUGACAGUCCUCCCGGCUACCAUGACACUGAAUCAGAGACUGAUUCUGCUCCUGCUUUUGGGGCUCACUGUCACUUCAGGAGCAGAUGCUUCUCUUUGCAUUUCAAGUGAGGAUUUGACUCGUUGUGUGUGCAAUGUUAUGGUUAUCCACUACCCACAAAGCCUUCUGAAUUGUUUCAAUGCUGUAGAGCUGGAGCUGAGAGAUGGCAAACUGGAUGUAUCUGAGAUGGAUCUAAAUUUGGAUCCGACUAUUUUCCAGUUCAUCCAGAUAGAUAAGCUCAUUUUUAAUAACGUCAGAAUUUCCUCGUCAUUCAUCAGUGCAGUCCUCCCGUUUCUGUCCCUGUUAAAUCUGAAGACAAUCAGCAUAAUUUCAUCCACUGUGGAAGUUGUCCAGCCUUCCGGGCAUCCAGAGUUUCUGGAAGCAUCUACAGUUAAAGCCCUUGUGCUGGAGGAUGUGACAGUGGACCCCUCUCUCCUCCAGCCCUCCUUCCAGAAGCUCCACCGCUGGUUGUUUGGCUCCCUAAAAUCUCUUGUUCUUGUUCGUUCUGGCCUGGUAGAGAUUGACUGCAGCUGGGCUCACAAAGUAGAAAACCUGGCUCACCUGGAUCUGUCAGAGAAUCCCCUCUCUUUCACCAGCCUGCAGAAAAUCCUAACUUGCCCCUCUCUUUCAUUCAAGUACCUGAAAUCUCUUCAUCUGAGAUACAGCAACCUCAGCUCCCUCCUGUCUCUCUGCACACUCUUGAGUCUCACCCCUGCCCUCACCGAACUUGAUGUCAGCGGCAACAAUUUCUCAAUCAUCGACUUUUCACGCUGCCCCCAGGUGAACCUGCUCAGGAUGCUCAACCUCUCCCACUCAAGGGUCACAGAGGUUCACUCACUACUCUUUACAUCUCUGGAAGAACUGGAUCUGAGUUAUAAUUCUCUGGAGACAUUCAGUAGCCCACCACAGACCCUGAGAAAGCUAAAUUUGUCUAAUAACCGUCACAUACGUCUCCACUCUCUGCAUAAUCUGUCUCAUCUCCAGGAGCUAAAGGUGGACAGUAACCAGCUUGCCAUCUUGAUAAAAGACACAGGUGCCAAUUUGAGCACACUGGAGCAGCUUGAGCUUCUCUACGGAGGGAAAAGUCCUUAUCAGUGUGACUGUGCCCGAAAAGAGGUCAUCGUCUCCCUGGACAACGCAGACACUGUGUUUGUGGAGGACUUCCCAGAAGAGUGUCUGUGUGCCAGUCCAGUGCUUCAACAGAUAACCACUCAGAAAACCACUCAAAUAACCACUCAGAUAAAGGAUUUGUCUCUUGAAAUGCACGUGACACCGACUGCUGGGACACGCCGCCACAGCUCUCCUCUCUGUCUGACACUCUUUAUGGGUUUGUUGUCACACCUGGUUAUUUUUGCUGAUGUUUGCUGCAAACGGCAUCUUUGUUAGUUUGAUUGUACAUGUAUACGGAUAAUUAUGUAUACAGGGAGGCUGUGUGUUGUUACGUCACCUGUGUUCUCCUAAAUGCCCGAGACAAAUUUCUCUUAAGGGAGACAAUAAAGGCUAAAGGCUCUUACUUUAAUCUUAUCUUGUUUUAGUACCACUUUCUAAUAAGACACCCUUUAUAAAGGGUUUAAACGAAUGCCUUUAUUAUUUGUUAAUACAUUAUUUACUAAAACAUACAGAUCAGUUACAUGCCAUUAAAAAGAACAACUUUUGGGUUGCUAAGUUGUAAAAAAAAAUCCCUUUUGCUGAUUGGACUGUAUAUAUGGGCUUAUUAUGAGACAGUGGGCCCCUGGGCACAGAUAUGCAAAGGGGCCUCACCACCUCUCGUACAUAGGAUCAAGACACACAGAA